AUGGUCUUUUCCAAGCUUGCUUUGCUGGCCGGCGCCGUGGGUGUCGCUGCUCAUGUUGCGCAGAGCCCGCUCGGCUCCGUCGACGCCGUCGACACGACAUCCGAGUGUCGGCUCCCGCCGGCCAUUGACCCGUACGAGGAUGGCUUGCCGCACAUCUCCAGGCUCUGGGGCGGCAGGAAGGCGCUCUCGCUGCAGGUCAAGCGUCUCCAAGCCGUUAUCCGCGUGCCGUCUGUGUGCUACGACAAUCUUGGCCCGAUUGGCGGGGACGAGCGCUGGAAGCCUUUUGACGAGCUGCACCGAGUUAUCGAGGGGCUGUAUCCCGCCAUCUACAAGCGCGCCAGGGUGGAAAGGAUCAACACUUAUGGCCUCCUCUACACCAUUUCCGGAAGCGACUCUGAUCUCAAGCCGAUACUCUUGAUGGCUCACCAGGAUGUCGUUCCUGUUGCGGAUGGCUCGACCUGGACUCAUGACCCUUUUGCAGGGUUUUAUGACGGCCAGUACCUCUGGGGACGCGGUGCCAGCGACGACAAGAACAGCUUGACGGCCAUCAUGUCGACGCUGGAGGCAAUGCUCGGCUCCGCACACUGGAGGCCACGCCGCACAGUUGUCGUCGCCUUUGGCUUUGACGAGGAGUGCUCCGGCUACCUCGGCGCGCAUCGCAUUGCCGAGGUGCUGACGGACCGCUACGGCGACGACGGCCUGGCCGUCAUCCUGGACGAGGGCGGCUUCGGCAUCCAGACGAUUGGCAACGUCAAGUACGUGCUGCCAAGCAUCACAGAAAAGGGCCACGUCGACGUCUGGUUUGAGCUCGACGUUUUCGGCGGGCACAGCUCCGUGCCGCCCCCACACAGCGGCAUCGGCAUCAUGUCCGAGAUAGUUUCGGCGCUCGAGGCGAACCCUUUUGAGCCCCGUCUAACAAAGGAGAGCCCCGUCUACGCGCACAUGGCCUGCCUGGCGCACUACUCACCCAAUGAGAUGCCCGAGAUCACCGAGCUCGUCCGCCAGGGCAACGUGUCAGGCAUCGCCGAGGCGCUGGACGGCGUAGGAGGCAUGGAAUCAUUCACGGUGCGGACCUCGCAGGCUGUGGACUAUAUCCGCGGCGGACAAAAGAUCAACGCUCUGCCGGAGAAGACUACCCUCGGCGUCAACUACCGCGUGACGCUGGACGACGGUAUCCCCAAGGUCCUGCACAGCAUCGUCCGUCAUAUUGACCCCAUUGUCAAAAAGUACAAUUUGACCGUGCAUGCCUUUGAGGGCGAUGAGGACUAUGCAGAGCAUGCGGCCAAGGCCGAGCCCAUCAGUAGCAGGAGCGACACGAUGGACGCCGAGUACGAGGUGAAGACGGGGGGCAGGCUCGUCAUCAAGGCAGCCGACGCCUUUCAGCCGUCCAACGUCUCGCCGAUGCACGGCAAGGUCUGGGAUACCUUUUCCGGUUCCGCCCAGCACACGCUCAAGUUUGACGGCACCGUCGUCCCCGUCGGCGAGACUAUGACUGGUAACACUGAUACUCGUCACUACCAGAAUCUCAGUCGCAACAUCUACCGCUUCACCCCUACUGCUCCCGGAGCGGUCAAGAACAUCCACACGAUUGACGAGCGCGCUGACAUGCAUGAGCAUAUCAAGAUGCUGGCAUUCUAUUAUGACUUGAUUCGCAACUUUGACGGGGCUGAGCUCCAAGGCGAGGCGGCUGUGGCUGUGGCUGAGGACAAUGAGGAACUGUGA
Molecule: messenger RNA, 1722 nt
Organism: Beauveria bassiana ARSEF 2860
Lineage: Eukaryota; Fungi; Ascomycota; Sordariomycetes; Hypocreales; Cordycipitaceae
Product: peptidase family M20/M25/M40
Exons: 3
Coding region: 1-1722 (573 amino acids)
Cellular component (GO): fungal-type vacuole lumen
Molecular function (GO): metallocarboxypeptidase activity
Source: RefSeq, a predicted model, not a curated record